AUGAUUGCCGCGGACGUCACCGCUCUCCCACCAGGCGACUCGCCGGACCUGAUUCUCGUGCCCGCCACACCAGAAGAGCGCAUCGCCUCCCUUAAGCUGAACAGCGUCGCAUGGGCCGGCCCGCUAGACCUGGACACGUACAUUGCGCGCGAGGACCAUCUCUUCUCACAGCGACUGACGCGCGACGGGCUGACGUGCUGGAUCCUCGUCGACCGCACCCAGCCCGAGGGUCAGCGCACCAUCCUCAGCUCAUGCGAGUCAUACCGCAAAAAGGCCCUGCUAGCGUAUGACGGCCAAGUGGAAGACGUGGCGACCCAUGGCAUUGGCAGCGUGUACUGCCGGCCGGAGUUCCGGGGAAAGGGCUACGCAAAGCGUAUGCUCGAGGAGCUGAGCCGUCAGCUGGAUACGUGGAAGAUGGAAAAAGAGCCCCGCAAGCGGGCACUCUUCACGAUCCUCUUCUCGGAUAUCGGGAAGAACUUCUACGCCCAGUUUGGGUGGCGGGCAUACAUGUCCUCGCAUAUGGCCCUGAAGCCGAUUGCGGAUGGCAGCCACACAAACGGUGUACCGGGAGGCGCACAGACGAGAGACCUUUUUGCCGAGGAUGUGCAUACAUACAUUUGCAACGACAAGGUGCUUACCAAGCUGCGCGACCAGAUGCGGGUGGAAUCGCAGAAAAAGCCAGGUGCCAAGAUUGCCAUCAUGCCCGACUUCGACCACUUCGUGUGGCACUGGGCGCGAGAGGAGUUUUUCUCAGAGGCCAUGCUCCCGAACCACGCUCCACCAGUCAUCAAGGGCGCAUGCGACGACCAGGCGCGCGUAUACUGCGCGUGGAAUCGGGUUUUCGGGGACGAUCCCUCUGCCAACGUUCUGUAUAUUCUGCGGUGGGUGUACGAUGAUCCCACAUCCCCCAAGGAAGAAGAGGUUAUUGUACACGCCAUGGCCGCGAUCUUGCGGCGGGCUCAGCGGGAGGCGCGGGAGUGGAAUCUGCGUUCUGUGGAGUUCUGGAAUCCUACACCCCUGCUGCAGAAAGCGGCCGCUCUGCUGGAUCCGGAUGUCCAGCUUGUGCAUCGCGAAAAGAGCAGUAUUUCCAGUUUACGGUGGACUGGUGCAGAGCAAGGGUUGGGCAAGGAUGUGGAGUGGAUGUUGAAUGAGAAAUACACUUGGUGCUGA
Messenger RNA from Penicillium lagena, 1170 nucleotides. RefSeq lists its product as uncharacterized. The transcript has a single exon. The record is from RefSeq and is a predicted model, not a curated record. NCBI's taxonomy places the organism in Eukaryota, Fungi, Ascomycota, Eurotiomycetes, Eurotiales, Aspergillaceae. The coding region runs from base 1 to 1170 and encodes 389 amino acids. Gene Ontology annotation, molecular function: acyltransferase activity, transferring groups other than amino-acyl groups.